Messenger RNA from Paramormyrops kingsleyae, 2580 nucleotides. Lineage: Eukaryota; Metazoa; Chordata; Actinopteri; Osteoglossiformes; Mormyridae. The record is from RefSeq and is a predicted model, not a curated record.
GAAAUGGGAGCCCCAAGAACACAAUUUGGACAUGCAGUCCUCUUCAUUCGUAUGUCUGAAAGUUUGUAAGUUGAAAGUUUGUAAGUAGAGGAGUGUCUAUACUUCAAAAAAUGUAUCUGUGAAUACAGCUUUCCUAAAUGUUUGGGGAUACAUAUUUCCGUACGUGCAACCUACUGCUUCAACUGAACUGGAAAGGCAAGUUAUUUGUUUUUUUCUUUUCAAAUAAAUAUGGGUUCCACUGAGUCACACAUAUGCAUUAAUAAAUAAAGAAGGUUUUCCAUGCAUUUGUGUGUCCAGUCUUAUAUAAUGCUUAAGGUGGCUCACCUGGUUUUUAUUCAGGUGAGGCUUUAAGUACAGCUUGGUGUUAUUUACCAUAAAAUCCAGCUGAGAAUUUUUUUAGAUGUGCUUUAAGGUUUACUUUCCUGAUUUUAAAUUAAGAUAAUUAUAAUUGGUGUAAAAUAAAAUGCAUGUAGUAUGUAUGUAAAAAAAAUUGUAAUCAAAACAAGAUUUGUUACAGUGGUUCAGAAUUAGGCCUGUUUAGGUCACCCACGGGUACAUAUCAUGCAAAUGGCUUCACCUUUGCUCUUAAGCCUGGUGUUGGCAGUAUCAUGACAUGGUCAAUGAUUGUCUUUAGCAGGAACUGAAAUAUAUCAUGAUGGAAGGGAAGGAGGGUGAUGCAGAAGCGAAGCCUGCUUCAGUCAGUGUCACCAUGCCAAUAGAGCGGAUGCGAAUGCGACCGUGGCUGGAAGAGCAGAUAAACUCAAGUAAAGUACCAGGGCUUAAGUGGGUUAACAGGGAGAAGAAGAUCUUCCAGAUCCCAUGGAUGCAUGCAGCCCGCCAUGGCUGGGAUAUGGAGAAAGAUGCUCCAUUAUUCAGAAACUGGGCCAUUCACACAGGGAAAUAUCAGCCAGGGGUGGACAAGGCAGACCCAAAAACUUGGAAAGCCAAUUUUCGCUGUGCCAUGAACUCCCUUCCCGACAUUGAAGAGGUUAAGGACAAGAGCAUUAAAAAAGGAACCAAUGCAUUCAGGGUGUACAAGAUGCUGAUGCCAACAGAGCGACGGACGAAGAAAGGUAAAAAAAGGACUGAAAAAGAAGAAAAAAUAAAGACAGGGUGCCGGUCCAUGUGGGGAGAACAAAUGAGCAGCGCACAUAUGUUCUCCUUAGCAGUCAAGGCCGACAACAUGCAGGACAGCCUGGCCCUGACAGACCGCACCUAUCAUGCGUCUCAUAGCCUGGAGGAAGAGCAGAUGACUGUCGGCGACCUGCCGGAUGUCUGCCAGACCAUCGAGGUGACAGCUGAAGAGGAGGAUCAGUCUGUUAGCUCCAGUCAAAUGUACCCCCUGCAGAUCUCUCCAGUGUCCUCCUGUGCAGAUAGUGAAAUUGAUAGUGAAGUGGACACCAAGGAGGGCGUGUGUGGAAUGUGGGUUGACGCAAAGCCUCUGUUCAGCACCUCCGAAGUGAAGGCGCCCACCUGUUCGUUGCCCAGCAUGGCUACCUUUGUCACAUCUGGGAAGUCUAACUUGUCUAAGGUGUCCAGCAGUGGAGAAGAGCCCCUCCUCAUUUCAUAUGGCUACACUCCCUGGAACAGUCAGCCAGUGCAAGUGGUGCCGUUCCCCACCACCUCCAGCAGCUCCUCUGUCUCUGAGGCACGAGCCAGUGUCAUCAUGAAGACCUCCGACAUCUCCAAGACCACGGUCAAGACCUGCUGAUUUGGCUCUGGAACCAAAGCAAGAUGGACUUGGUUGGGCUGACUGACCUCAGAGGUGAAAUACACUGGAGUGAUAUUCUCAAGAACCAACUGGACCAAAGGACUUCACUGUGUUUCCACUGCGCCUGGGAGCCUGCUGGAUAUAAGAGCCCCAUCUCAACCAGAAAAGAUUUCUGAGUUUGUGAGCAGCAUCACAAAACAGCCUAGUUUUGUGACGAAGACCACUCCCUCCCUCGAAAAAGUUUUCAGUUGCUCUGAUGAAACAUGAUCACCUAUUAUUUGUAUCACACUGUAUUGCUCCUCUCGUCUGUGGCCUUAAACACAGCUAUACAGUACAGAUGAAGCUCUUUGGAUUGUUUGUUAAAGACCACAUCAUUCGCUGUCCUGCACCACACCAUCAAGUAAUAAAUCACUGUGCCUGUGAUUGUUUUUUUCUACCGCAUUGUGAGGUCUUUUGUAGACAGUCGGAUGUUACUGGAGGAACGUUGCCCUGAAGGUUCGGAAGAAGCCUCUGUCAGCUCAUUGAAAGGCGAGUUACUUGUAAUGCUUCUAUGAAAAAAAGUAAUUUAAUGUUCUGGGAAGCUACAGGUUUAAACUAAACCUCUCAACGUUUUCCUGGCCAUACUUUAGUGGUUUGUAAUGCAGGGAUUAAUGUAGCAUUUAAUGUAAUUGAUUUGAAAAAUAUUUUUUCAGGUUUUAUAAAUUUUUCCAUCGUUUUUGCAGUAACUUAUACCUGAGGUGGGACAUCUGUACUGUAUAUAUGAGUAUAUGCAUUUAUGUAUGUGUGUGUAUAUAUAUAAAUAGUUUUAUAAAUGUGUCUUAGGAAACAUUAUUAAUCCUGUGGAUGAUUAAAUAUGCAAAUUUAUUAUA